GGUUGCUUGCUGGGCGUCGCCAUCUUGUCUUUCGCUCAGCGUGGGGGGCGCCAUCUUGUGCCCUCCUGAUGAAUGAGCGGCAACACAAAGGAGCGAGUCCAUCCGGUUUGGUCCGCUGCUGCGUCUGUGAGCGUGGCUGACCAUGGAGUCCUACCUCGCCAGCCUUUUCCUCUUUCUCUGCUUGGGGCGCGCCUUGACGGCCCCAGAGCUCCUCAAUGAAGAGGUGAAGCGGACGAUAGAUCUUAGCACGCACCUGGCCAAAGUGACGGCCGAACUGAGCUUGGUGAACUCCGCUAGGAGCUCCGGGGCUGCCUCCUCCUUCCUUCUGGCUUUGGAUCCCGGCCUGGAGAGCCACCUGGCAUACCUGGGGGUGCUGGUGAAAGGUGAAGAAGAGGAGGAGAAUACGUUGGAGGUAAAGGAGACAAAGGUUAAAAGUAAAAGUGGAAGACUUUUCACUGUAAAAUUGCCAUCUCCUCUGGCUCCAGGAGCAAAAAUUCGUUUAUCUGUUGAAACUGUUUUUACUCAUGUCCUACAGCCAUAUCCUACACACAUCAAUCAAGCAGAGAAGCAAUUUGUAAUUUUUGAGGGCAACCACUAUUUUUAUUCUCCAUAUCUAACCAAGACCCAAACUACUCGUUUGAAACUGGCUUCAAGAAAUGUGGAAAGCUACACCAAACUAGGCAAUCCCAGCCGGUCAGAGGACAUGAUUGAAUAUGGACCCUUCAAAGAUAUACCACCAUAUAGUGAGGACACCCUUAAGGUACACUAUGAAAACAACAGCCCAUUUCUGACUAUCACAAGCAUGACUCGAGUUAUUGAAGUCUCACACUGGGGUAAUAUUGCUGUUGAAGAGACCAUCGACUUAAAACAUACAGGAGCUGUGCUUAAAGGGCCUUUCUCCAGAUACGAUUACCAAAGGCAGCCAGACAGUGGAAUAUCUUCUGUGAAAUCCUUUAAGACCAUUCUUCCGGCUGCUGCUCAGGAUGUGUAUUACAGAGAUGAGAUUGGCAAUAUAUCUACCAGUCAUCUUCUUGUCCUAGAUGAUUCGGUGGAGAUGGAGAUUCGUCCUCGUUUCCCCUUGUUUGGUGGUUGGAAGACUCACUACAUCAUUGGUUAUAACCUGCCUAGCUAUGAGUACCUCUUUAAUCUUGGUGAUCAGUAUGCUCUGAAGAUGAGGUUUGUUGACCAUGUAUUUGAUGAGCAAGUUACAGAUUCGCUGACCGUGAAAAUAAUUCUUCCAGAAGGUGCCAAGAAUAUCCAUGUGGAUAGUCCGUAUGAAAUCAGUCGGGCUCCUGAUGAGCUUCAUUAUACCUACUUGGAUACAUUUGGCCGCCCAGUCAUUGUGGCGCACAAGAGCAACCUAGUAGAGCAGCACAUCCAGGAUAUUGUGGUGCACUACAACUUUAACAAGGUCCUGAUGCUGCAGGAGCCUCUGCUGGUAGUUGGAGCCUUUUACAUCCUGUUCUUUACUGUGAUUCUCUAUGUGAGGCUUGACUUCUCCAUCACAAAGGAUCCAGCAGCCGAAGCUAGGAUGAAAGUUGCUUGCAUUACAGAGCAAGUUCUUACCUUAGUGAACAAGAGACUUGGUCUGUACCGCCAUUUUGAUGAAUCUGUGAAUAAGUACAAGCAGUCACGGGAUAUAUCCACCCUGAACAGUGGCAAAAAAUCUCUGGAGACAGAACACAAGUCCUUAACCAGUGAAAUAGCUUCGUUGCAGUCAAAACUGAAGGCGGAAGGCUCUGACUUAUGUGACAAAGUCAGUGAAAUUCAGAAACUUGACAGCCAAGUUAAGGAGCUGGUUCUGAAAUCGUCUGUGGAGGCUGAGCGGCUGGUAGUUGGCAAGCUUAAGAAGGAUACAUACAUAGAGAAUGAGAAGCUGCAUUCCAACAAGCGGCAGGAGCUGAUCACCAAAAUUGACAACAUCCUUGAUGCGCUAUAACUUUGAAGAUUAAAAGUUUUUUUUAAAAAAAUGGGGAAAGAGCUAAAGGCUGUCGAAUGGGCAUACUGAGCCACUCCAAAUGGGGAAUUGGCAGGGGGUGGGGGAGGUCACUGGCUUAUAAAAUUGGGGCAAGGGAGAAUUUUUGGAAAUUGCUUUCUUUAAAAUUUGGAGUUAUUGUUUUAAGGCCUGGUUACGAUAUGUACUACCUGGGAGAGGUGUGGCUUAAUGUGCCUUGUACUUACUGUAACCAUGGUCCUACUGUAAAUGGCAAACUUAGCAACACGACUUCACGGUCCUGUCUGUUGAUGUUCUGCCGGGAGCCUUUCGUUAUCAGUAGGCACAUGUGCAAAUGGACCUUCUGCUGGCACUGAAAGUCUCAACCAGAGGGGAUAUACACAAUUGGGCUGUUCAAAGGUUUGGCAGAAAAAAAUUCUUCCCAUCUUUGAAUUUAUACUUUUAUAUUUUGGAGAUAGGGUGCAGAUAAAGAACUUGAACAAAGGAAUUUUUUACAGUAUUGUUGCAGAAGUUGAGAUUCUGGCGCCUGAACUUUCUGAGCCUCUUUGAAAUUACAGCAGUGGAUAGAGUCCAGUGCAGGUGAAGGGUAUGGGUGAGAUUAAUUUGCUUAUAAGCCUGUGCUUUCCCUCAAAUUGUUUUUCCUUUUUUU
Heteronotia binoei (common prickly gecko) is the source of this 2603-nucleotide messenger RNA. RefSeq names its product ribophorin I (gene RPN1). The record is from RefSeq and is a predicted model, not a curated record. The coding region runs from base 143 to 1939 and encodes 598 amino acids. Gene Ontology annotation, cellular component: membrane; oligosaccharyltransferase complex. The transcript has 10 exons. NCBI's taxonomy places the organism in Eukaryota, Metazoa, Chordata, Lepidosauria, Squamata, Gekkonidae.